AUGGGAUCCGGAAUUUUUCCUCUUCUUAACUUCAUCACCAAUCUAUUUCCGUCUACCCAGGUUUCAACUGAGCUCUCGGCAACUGCACCGAUCACGAAUAUGGUGAAGAACCUGACACAUCUCUCGUGUUCACCUUCUUCCACGCCUUGCGAUGUCAGGAAUGGUGGAGUGUCCUGUUGUCCCUUUGAAAAUGGUGUGUGUUGCGAGGAUGAUGAUCACUGCUGUCCGUCCGGCUACAUAUGCGACGUUACGUCCAAGUCCUGUCUUCUCUCUCCGCCACCAAAACCAGAAGCGCCCGCAGAUGAGACAAACAAUUGCCCUUUGGAAGAAUCUGGUUGCUUGGAAACAGACACCUGCUGUGUCAUGUUUGAUGGCACCAAAGGUUGUUGCCCAUACCAAGACGCUGAUUGCUGCGCAGAUGGGGUCCACUGUUGUCCUAAUGGAACCCGAUGCAACGCCGCGUCGGAUGGAUGCGAACCCGCUGGCGGUCCAUGGAUCAACCCCUUCUUGCCCGGUUACACGAAGAAUGGGUGGCAGAAGUAUGAGGGAAAGAGUGCGGAUGCUGGCGAUGCAGCAUUUGCCAAUUCAACUGCCCCCAAGGCUGUCUGUCCCGACAAAAACCGGUGUCCAGACACCGCGACGUGCUGCAAGACCAAGUCCGGCGAUUACGGGUGCUGUCCAUUUGAAAACGCUGUCUGUUGCAACGACCGCGAGCACUGCUGCCCCCACGGUUUCACCUGUGACGUGAAGCACCAGCGAUGCCGAAAACCUCGCGACGCCGUGGCGCACACCGCGCCGACGGUGUCCGCGGACGAUCGAGCGGUGUUCUGUGCCGACCAGGAGCACUGUUGUCCCGACGGCUACAGCUGCGACCCCCUGGGAUUCUGCGUGGACGCCCUCAACGACGCCCCCCCAGAAUUCCUCCCCUGGCGGUCCAAGGUGCCCGCGCAGCAGUUCCCCAUCCAGGGUGUGCGGUGUGACGACGGCGUUACAACCUGCCCGGACAACACCACGUGCUGCCAGAUGCCCGACUCGUCCUACGGCUGCUGUUUCAUUCCGAGGGCCGUGUGCUGCUCCGAUCACCUGCACUGUUGCCCGGAGCACCACCACUGCAACCCCGCCCAGUCCUUGUGCGUGCCCGAUGCGGGCGGAGAGCCGACGCCCUGGCUGUUGAAGGCUCCUGGAUGGCGCUCCGCGCCUCCUCCUCCUCCUCCUCAAGUCCGCGUCUGCGGAGGUCCAGGCGGGCGACUGGGGUGUCCUCUCACUUCAACCUGCUGCCCCAGCAACGGCGAUUUCGCUUGCUGUCCCUUCGAAAAUGGUGUCUGCUGUCCCAACCGAAGCCACUGUUGCCCCAGCGGAUACACCUGCGAGGCCGGCGGGAAGUGCUUGGCAACCGAGGAGGCCGGAAAGCUGAUCGACGCCCAAUCCCAGCCCUAG
This is a messenger RNA of Mesocestoides corti, 1437 nucleotides long. Lineage: Eukaryota; Metazoa; Platyhelminthes; Cestoda; Cyclophyllidea; Mesocestoididae. The record is from the annotation of a GenBank genome assembly.